This is a messenger RNA of Hemiscyllium ocellatum (epaulette shark), 3043 nucleotides long. RefSeq names its product CDK5 regulatory subunit associated protein 3 (gene cdk5rap3). The record is from RefSeq and is a predicted model, not a curated record. Lineage: Eukaryota; Metazoa; Chordata; Chondrichthyes; Orectolobiformes; Hemiscylliidae. The transcript has 13 exons. Gene Ontology annotation, cellular component: endomembrane system. Gene Ontology annotation, biological process: regulation of cyclin-dependent protein serine/threonine kinase activity; regulation of mitotic cell cycle. Bases 193 to 1560 code for a protein of 455 amino acids.
UGCACUGGUGAUUCAUUUUCCAACGAGUUGUACAGGACAGAAGGAGAUCAUUUGACCCAACAUGUCUGUGCCAGCUCUUUGAAGUUAGCUUCAGCUCCUCACUAUUGGCUGGUGGAUAGACGACAUUGCAAGCUGAAAUGGCAGAAUGCGGUGUUGGUAAUUCGGGAGAAAAUAAACAACGCAAUCCAAGAUAUGCCGGAGAAUGAGGAGAUCAAACAGCUCCUGUCAGGAUCAUAUAUCCAUUAUUUCCAUUGCUUGCGAAUUGUAGAGAUUCUCAGAAGGACAGAAGCUUCUACAAAGAAUAUUUUUGGUGGUUACUCCUCUCAGCGAAUGAAGGACUGGCAGGAAAUAGUGUGUUUAUAUGAAAAAGACAAUGUCUAUCUCGUUGAACUCUCCAGUUUACUUGUGCGAAACGUAAAUUACGAAAUUCCAUCUUUGAAGAAGCAGAUUAGUAAGUGCCAACAGUUACAGCAGGAGUACAGCCGCAAGGAGCUGGAGUACAUCAACAAUGCUGCUGCUUUACGGGAGAGGUUCUUUACUUCCUGCAAGCAGUUUGGAAUAAAGGGUAAUGAUGUCCACCAGGAGCUGCUAUCUCUCUGCAAUGAUCUCCCGUCUGGCCUCGACGGUAUUGCUGAGGGGACCAGUGAUCUUACUGAUGCCCUGGAGCUGUACGAAGCCUGUGUGGAGUUUGUGUGUGGCAGUGUCUCAGAGCCAAUUGCUCCCUUACUGAAACACAUUCAACUGAAAGGAAACACAACUGCCUAUGAGUGGAGAACUGGACAGGCGCCUUCAGUUAUUGAGCGGCCAGCUAACAUGGUGAUUCAACAACCAACAGAGUCCUCAGACACGAUUGACUGGGGAGAUGAUGGGGAGUCUGGAAUGGAUCAGUCCGGUGAUAUUGAUUGGGGAAUCACAAUAGAAGACAAUACUGAGGUGAACAGUGAGGAGCAUGGUGCUGAUGUGAUCGACUGGGGAGAUGGUACAACUGCUGCUGUGGAAAUCGAUGUAGUGGCGUCUGGUGCUGAAGGUGAUGAUGGAGUGGCUAAGGGGAACGAUGCUCUAACUAUCCUGGAAAACCCGGAAACCAGGAACCAGUUCAUUAACGAACUCAUGGAGUUACAGGAAUUCCUGAGCCAGAGGCUUGUAGAGAUGAAUGAGGAGGCAGACAUCCUCUCUAUCAACCAGUUCCAAACAGCUCCAGCUAUCAUCCAGAGUCAGGAUAUGGCAAAGGUUGUUGCCAUGACAACGCGAGUGAAGGACCUCAUCCAGAGACUGACCAAUGUAAAGAUGCGGCAUCUCUUCAUGAUCCAUGCCUCUCCCAGGUACAUUGACCGUGUGACUGAGCUCCUGCAACAGAAGCUGAAACAGGCAGGCACCGUGGGAGAAAAGCAACAUCAGAUGGUCAAGAAGCGACAGCAAUCUCUGGAGGAACAGGCUGCCCUUGAACCCAAACUGGACCUUCUAAUCCAGCAAACCAAAGAGCUUCGAAAGCUAAUUGAGGCCGAUAUCUCCAAACGGUACCAGAACCGCCAGGUGCACCUGAUGGGGGUCAUCGUGUAAUAACCACUCGCUCGGUGCCUGGGCCCACUGGACCCUCCUGCUCACACUCUAGUGGCACUGGACCCUCCUGCUCACACUCUAGUGGCACUUGCUAAUGGACGUCCUGCUCACACCAAAGAUUGAAAGUUUUACUAAGGAUUUAACACAAAAUGAAUAAGAUGAAGACCCUAAUCUUUGAUCACUGAUGUACUUUCGGAAACUGCGAGGGAUUUAAAGACUUAAAUUUGCUGUGACCUCCCCUUGAAGACAUGGAAAGAUUUUCAAAUCCCUUGAUUAUAGAUGGUAUAUCAGAGGCUGUAUCCAGGGGAACCUCGAUUAUCCGAAGGUGAUGGGUGGGCACUGUUUCUUUUGGAUAAUCGAUUAGUUGGUGAAUCGAUUUAAAUGCCUUUCCUCUGGGGCUCAAAACUUCUAAAGUCUGCUCCCUAUUCAGGGGACUGCAGCAGCACACGGUGCGUGAAACUCUGCCCCCGCGCAACCCCCCUCCCCUCCCGCCAAUCCCGUGCAACACCAACCCCCCCCCACAAACCCCGUGCAACACCGCCCCCCUCUCCAGGGCAGCUGGACUGGACUCCAACAUCAAGACUGCUGCUGCUUUUUGGGGUAAGACUCCAAAUAGCGCGUGCACACAGACACACACACAGAGACACAGACACACACCCACACAGACACACACACACACACCCACGCAGACACACACCCACUGACAGACACACACACACACACACACAGACACCUACACAGACACACAACUCUUUACUGCAACUUUUUGACAGGUUGCACCUUUGCCCUGUACAGGACAAUGUUGGAGAGAUUAUCUGGGGAAGGGGAGUUCAGGGUACACCCCUGUGUAGAACUCCAGGGCAAGUGUGGGGAGGGAGAGAGAGAAAUGGGAGGUCAGUCAUUUGGAGAUGGUGCCUGUUAAUCACUGUAAACAAAAGACACGAUCACUUGGAAACACGUCUUUACGUAAUGUUUCCAUCAGGACCUGGAGAUCUCCUUUGGAUAAUCCGAUUUUCGGAUAAUUGAUAUUCGGAUAAUCGAGUUUCCCCUGUAUUGGUUAACAUUUUGUAACUGAAUAAAUUGUAUUUUGUCCCUGUGAGGAGGAGCUGUUUAACUCAGCCAACAAGGACCACAUCUUUAAACUAUCACUGGUUAAUAUUUACAGUGAGGAGCAGCCUAUCCCUCCUGUUGAAAAAAAUUGAACACAUCCGGGGCCACAGCUCGGUAGCUCAGCCCCCCCCCCCCCCCCCCCCCACCCCGGUUGACUGGUGGAGCUGUGAUCUCAGUGCAUACAUCAUGCAACAGCGUAUAAACAGGCAAAUUCCACACACACCCAUCACAGAGACAUACCCAGACAUGUAUGAAUGUUCAACCAUAUUCAGACACACUUGGGUGGAAGAGUUCAUUUGUUCGGUAUUCUGCCUUUCACUGACAACAUCACUCAUUAUUAACCCUAACAAUAAAUUACUUCCUAAACAGUGAA